AAUACAGAACGACCGAAAUGAAAGAAUGAUUAUGCUGCCCUUCUAUUUUAUUUUUAUUUUUUCUGGGGUGUGUGUGACUUUGGGAUUCAAAUGUUCCAACAACACAUCAAGAAUCCAGAAACCAAGAAACAGAGCCGUCGAAUUCCGUUCGUUGCCUUUUAGAAUAUCGAGAAAAUCAAGAAGAAGAGGAAGCGGGUACGUCGUCCUCGCCCGCCUGCAUUCUUGGUUCCAUCUGCUGGAAUUUGAGGGGACAAACGUGACCAUGAGAUUCAAGAAAGGAAGUAAAGUGGAAGUAUGGAGCACAAAGGAGAUGCCCGUGGGUUCCUGGCAAUGUGCUGAAGUAACUUGUGGUGACGGCCACACUUAUACAGUUCAAUACUGCAGCUAUGGCAGCGCAUCCGGUGAGGCUACAAUGGAGAGGGUAUCUGGAAAGGCAAUCAGACCUUGCCCACCUGCACUGCAGACGUUGCACAUGUGGGGUCCAGGUGAUAUUGUGGAGGUUUUCGAGAAUUUCUCCUGGAAAAUGGCAAUAGUGUUGAAGGUCCUUGGGCGAAGUAACUUUCUGGUGAGACUACUUGGAUCACCUAGGGAGUUUGGUGUUGGCAACGCUCACAUAAGGUCGAGGCAGUUGUGGAAGGACGGCAGGUGGAUUGUGAUCAGACAGAUUCCUGCCAUUGCUGAUGACCGGAGAGGUGACCUAUGUCAAAACUCGAUGCGCGAUCAAAGUCCCAGCCACAGUAUUCAAAUUGCAAAUGUACAGACGAAAGCAUCUAUUAGAGAUGGCUGCAUUCCCAUAAAAAAGAGACGAGUAUUUGAGGAGUCCCAUGAUACUUUGAAAACAGAAUCGCCAUAUGACUGUUCUAGGGUUGAAUCGCCUGCUGGAGCUUCAAAGAAACGUAGAGCAAUUGACAAAGAAGGAAGAUGUUACCCAGUCAGUGCAACUCGAUGUACACCAGUAGAAAGGGUUGAUUCUGCAGCAUUUCAGCGAGAAACUUGUGGUGAAAACACUGUAUGUGCCCAUUCAAAGAAAGAAGCAGCCGUAUUAUCCAAAGUAGACGAGUGUAGAAUGAAACCAAGUGGGGAUGUUGGUUGUCCUUAUCCAUUGCAAUCAAGGUCUGAUGAUGCUGACCGUGUGACAUGCUCCGUUGGAAGUUGUACUGUUGCUAGUGAAUCAUCCAGUAACUUUUCUGCAGACCCUUUUGACGAUGUUAAUAGUUAUGCCAAUGAGAUGGAAUUGACUAGAUGGCAGAAUAAAGAACAGGUAUUGAAGGCCGAAAUCCACAGAUUAGAGUUACAUGCAUAUCGUUGCACAUUAGAGGCAUUGUAUGCAUCGGGACCUCUAAGUUGGGAGCAAGAAGCAUUGAUUUCUAAUCUUCGUCUUUCGCUUCAUAUAUCAGAUGAUGAACACUUGUUGGAGCUCAGAAACUUGGUCUUUUCGGAUUCCAUCAUUCCGCUGGGUGGACAGGCAAAAGAGCAGAGAACAGAGUAUGUCACUACUAAAUUGCCAAAGGUGGUGUCUCCAUCGGCCACCUCUCUCUUCUUGAAGCAAUGGAAUGCAAAGGUUAUCAGAUGGCUAUCAUUGCAGAAGAUGGUGGCAUUCUUCAAUUUUUAAGCCCGCCUCUCCAGGAAUAUUGACAUGUAUUAGAUGCCCUGUCGGAAGCUUUAAGGUUUAGCUCGACUCUUUUCACUUUAGCUGGUACACGUGCAGAUUCUGUUGAUUUUAUGUGCUACGACGUGUGUCGUGAUGCUCCUUUUCCAAAACUUUUAUGCUUGAUGGACUGUGUUCCUGUCCAGCUUCCUCAUAUUAUUUCAGUAGAAAGCUCUCUCAUAUGCAUUAUCAGCUAUAUUGUGGUUCGUUUAUGACAAGAUAAACAAAUGCGGUUCAAACCCGCAAUGCUGCAGCUGAUGCAGAGUGCAAAACAUGUACAUUCUCUACAACUUAACAUGAAUUGAGACGAA
This is a messenger RNA of Eucalyptus grandis, 1959 nucleotides long. RefSeq lists its product as uncharacterized. Lineage: Eukaryota; Viridiplantae; Streptophyta; Magnoliopsida; Myrtales; Myrtaceae. The transcript has 4 exons. The record is from RefSeq and is a predicted model, not a curated record. Bases 26 to 1612 code for a protein of 528 amino acids.